CUGCUGCUGAACUGAAGCUGUGAAUUCAUUCAAAGUGUUAUUACAUACAGAAGACGAUUAAACAACAGAAGGAGCAGUCGGACAAAGAUGACUCAAUCAGUUACUAUGACAACAAUGAGUAGUAUGGUGUCCACAACCAUUAAUCCGUUCCUGGACUCUCAGUUUCGUUAUGUGCUCAUCCCGGUUUCCUACAUCGUCUUCUUCAUCCUGGGCUUCAUCUCUAACCUCUACGUGCUGUUUGUCCUGCGCUGCAUCCAUCAAGCCAAGGCCAUGGGAGAAAUUCACAUCUAUAUGACCAACUUGACCAUCGCUGAUCUUCUGUUUGUGUGUGCUCUUCCCUUUUGGAUUGACUAUUAUAUCCGUGAGGGAGACUGGGUUUAUGGAGACGUCAUGUGCCGGGUGACAGGCACCUUCUUUUUCAUCAACACUUACGGCACCAUCCUCUUCCUUUCAGCCAUCAGCAUCAACAGAUACUGGGCGGUGACUCGGCCUCUAGACGCAGCCUCGUCAAACCGCAGAAUUCGUGGAAUCAUUGUUUGUAUUUGUAUCUGGGUGUUUGUUCUGACGAUUUCUGUUCCUUUUCUGGUGAGUCCAGGGAUCAACGUGCACCAUAAAAACAACACUGACAUACGUCGCUGCUUUGAGGGAUACCAGGGUGGAACUAAUGACAAGAAGAAAAAAGUGGCUGUCACUCAUUUUCUAAUAAUUGGAUUGUUUUUUGUUGUCUUUUUACUCAUUGUGAUAUGCAAUGUCCUUAUUGCUCAAAGUUUAAUUUCUAAAAAUUCUCCUCAGUCGGAAAGUCAGUCUUCAGGAACACAGUCUAAAAAGCUCACUGUGACAUCCAUAUUUAAAUGGCCCACAGGGGUGAAACGGAGGGCUCUCCAGAUGUUGCUGGCAGUGGUGGGAGUGUUUGUUCUGUGUUUCCUGCCACACCACAUAGUUCAAGGCCCCUGGGCUCUGGCAGUGCUGGAGAUCGAAGACGGCUUCGGCCACGUGAAGUACAGCGAGACCACUCGUCAGUUGCUGAACGACGCUCAUCAGAUCACCCUGGUUCUUAUGGGCCUCAACUGCAUUUUGGAUCCUGUAGUUUAUUAUUUUGCCACAGGGAAGUUUAGAGGACUCAUCAAGGCCCACAUUAAAAGAUUAAUCCCAUGCACCCAAACUCGGAGCUACCACUUAAACCAGCCUGCAUCACCUGUUUGGACUCUGGGAGGAAAUCAGAGGCCUCAUAGGAAACCCACAAAGGCUGGGGGGCAGGAUCAAACUUAUUACACUGAAAGGAGCUCUGUGGUUAUUUUAUAAAGUAUUUUCAAAAAUCUAACUUAUCCAGCAUUUUUAACCAAACCACAUCUCAGAUAAGAUUCUCUCUAUUUUAUGACUUAGAUGAAUCUCAGUGACUAACUGUGGAAUAAUUCUGAAUCCUCAAUUACAUUAUUAAAGAGGACAUGAAACACUACACAUUUGAAGGUUAAUUAGCUCAGUGGAGCCCUGUUGUAAAAAAACAA
Molecule: messenger RNA, 1505 nt
Organism: Pundamilia nyererei
Lineage: Eukaryota; Metazoa; Chordata; Actinopteri; Cichliformes; Cichlidae
Product: platelet-activating factor receptor-like
Exons: 2
Coding region: 88-1302 (404 amino acids)
Biological process (GO): G protein-coupled receptor signaling pathway; chemotaxis
Cellular component (GO): membrane
Molecular function (GO): platelet activating factor receptor activity; G protein-coupled purinergic nucleotide receptor activity
Source: RefSeq, a predicted model, not a curated record